UGCGGGAGCUGGAGGCCCAGGUGCAGGCGGCCUAUGGGCAGACUCACUGGGAGCAGCUGGGGCUGGCGGGAGCCCACAGCCUCCGAGAGGCCCAGCCCAGCGGCCUGGCAUGGUUCCUGGGCCCAUGGGAAACUGUGCCAAGCGGCCCCGACACUGGGGACCUCAGGGCAGUUGGCUGUGGCCCGGCUCCCGCUCAGGGGGCUCCCCCCACAGCCCCAAGGAGCCGGGGGGCCCCAGACGGGGCGUCCAGGGCUACUCGGUGCUCAGCAGCCUGGUGGGGCCUGCCUGCAUCUUCCUGCGGCCCAGCAUCGCUGCCACCCAGCUUGACCGGGAGCUGCGGCCGGAGGAGAUUGAAGAGCUGCAGGCCGCCUUCCAGGAGUUUGACCGAGACCGGGACGGCUACAUCGGCUAUGGGGACCUGGGUGCCUGCAUGCGGACGAUGGGCUACAUGCCCACUGAGAUGGAGCUCAUCGAGAUUUCACAGCAGAUCAGUGGCGGGAAGGUGGACUUUGAAGACUUUGUGGAGCUGAUGGGCCCCAAGCUGCUGGCCGAGACGGCAGACAUGAUUGGCGUCCGGGAGCUGCGGGAUGCCUUCCGAGAGUUUGACACCAAUAGGGAUGGCUGCAUCAGCCUGGGCGAGCUCCGGGCAGCCCUCAAGGUCCUGCUGGGGGAGCGCCUCACCCAGCGGGAGGUGGACGAGAUCCUUCAAGACAUUGACCUCAACGGGGACGGCCUGAUCGACUUUGAAGAGUUUGUGCGAAUGAUGUCUCGCUGAGCCUGCGCAGAAGCUGGAGGCAGCGGAGAGGACUUGAGACCACAGCCACUGCCCACGAGUGCGUUCCUGGAAGCCCACUGCCUCCAGCUGGGACCCUCUGCCUCUUCCCCCCAUUCCCCACCUGUGUGCAAUGCCCUUGCCUGCCCUCACCCCACCCACACUCCCCACCAAGCCCAUCUCUGUUUCUCUGAUAAUAAAGUACCGUCAGACCUGGA
Molecule: messenger RNA, 990 nt
Organism: Myotis daubentonii (Daubenton's bat)
Lineage: Eukaryota; Metazoa; Chordata; Mammalia; Chiroptera; Vespertilionidae
Gene: CABP2
Product: calcium binding protein 2
Exons: 8
Coding region: 110-775 (221 amino acids)
Biological process (GO): visual perception
Cellular component (GO): cytoplasm
Molecular function (GO): calcium ion binding; calcium channel regulator activity
Source: RefSeq, a predicted model, not a curated record